GCCUGCUUUAGCUACAUUGCAUGCUGGGAGCUGGGUCGCCGCCCUAGCAACAAGCUGCAGAGAUAAAACAUCCGCCCUGGCUAACCAUCAUCAGCUGGUCUCGUUUAGGAAUAAGGAUAUUUUAACUUGGGCUUUUUCUCAAACUUAAAAUGGACGGUUUGCAAACAGGGGAUCCUCGGUAUCUGAAAAGGAGAGUGAAGGGCUGUACCCUGGAUGUGCAUCCGACUGAGAGGGCUCUUAUCAUUCAAUAUGAGGUGGAGGCCACUGUCCUGGGAGAGCUGGGGAUCCCAAUGAUUGGAGAACGCAAAGAGUGUCAGAAAAUUAUUCGUCUGAAAAGCCUCAACGCGCACACGGAUACGUCCUCUUUGGCUCGGAAGGUCGUGGAGGAAUGUCGACUGAUUCACUCUUCCAAACUCCUCGAGGUGGAGCAGCUGCUCUUUUAUUUGCAAAACCGCAAACAGUCAAAUGACAACCAAGAGAAGAAACUCAUCUCAUCUCGAGAUGUCAAACCUUACACAGGAGUGGAGCUGGACGAGGAGGCUAACAUAAACAGCAUCGAUGAGUAUGUGGAGCUGCUGUAUGAAGACAUCCAGGAGAAGAUCAGAGGAGCCACCCUCAUUUUCCAACUAGCUCGAAACCCAGACAACCUGGAGGAACUCAUACAGAACGAGGCGGCCAUUGGAGCCCUGGCCAGAGUCUUGAGGGAGGACUGGAAGCAGAGCGUGGACCUGGCCACAACCAUCAUCUAUGUCUUCUUCUGCUUCUCCAGUUUCUCCCAGUUCCAUGGCCUGGUCACACAUUUCAAGAUCGGAGCCCUGUGUAUGAAUAUUAUUGAGCAUGAGCUGAAGAGAUAUGACCUCUGGCAAGACGAACUACAGAAGAAGAAAAAAGCACAUGAAGAAUUCUCUGAGAACCAAAAUCUGAAAAAAGAACAUGAGAAGUCUUUCAGAAAGUACCAGAGCCUUCUGAUCAAACAGGAGCAUCUUCUCAGAGUGGCUCUGGGCCUGCUGCUGAACCUGGCUGAAGACACCCGUACAGAGCUAAAGAUGAGGAAUAAAAAUAUCGUCCACAUGCUGGUGAAGAUCCUGGACCGGGAGGACGAGGAGCUGCUGCUGGUGGUGGUGUCCUUCCUCAAGAAGCUCUCCAUCUUCCUGGAGAACAAGAAUGAUAUGGCUGAAACAUUUGCCGUGGAGAAGCUGGCUCAGCUGGUUCCCUGCAAGCACGAAGAGCUCCUGAGCACCAACCUACGCCUCCUGCUCAACCUCUCCUUCGACACGACGCUGCGCAGCCAGAUGGUCCAGGCAGGACUCCUUCCCAGAUUCUCAUCACUGCUCGCUGACGAGGGCCAGAGACAGUUCAGCAUGUGCAUUCUGUACCACAUCAGCAUGGACGACAGAUUCAAGUCCAUGUUUGCCGAUACAGACUGCAUACCGCAGCUGAUGAAGAUGCUGUUUGACUGUGGGGAGAAGAAGAUCGAUGUUGAACUCAUCUCACUCUGCAUCAACCUGGCUGCUAACAAGAAUAAUGCGCGGAUCAUCUGUGACGGUAAUGGUCUGAAGAGGCUGAUGAAGCGUGCUCUGAAGCUUAAGGAUGUUCUGGUGAUGAAGAUGAUCAGAAAUCUUUCUCAGCACAACGGACCCACCAAGAGCCUCUUCCUGGACCAUGUGGGUGACCUGGCAGCUCAGAUCAUUGAGGACGAGGCCGAGGAGUUUGUGAUCGAGUGUAUGGGCACAAUGGCCAAUCUCACCAUCCCUGACCUGGACUGGCAGCUUGUACUAAAGGAGUACAACCUAGUGCCCUACCUGAAAGACAGACUUAAACCAGGUUCUGCUGAGGAUGACCUCAUUCUGGAGGUGGUGAUCAUGAUCGGCACCGUAUCCAUGGAUGACUCGUGUGCUGCCAUGCUGGCCAAGUCAGGCAUCAUUCCUGCUCUCAUCGAGCUGCUCACUGCCCAACAGGAGGAUGAUGAGUUUGUGUGUCAGAUUGUCUACGUUUUCUACCAGAUGGUGUUCCACAAAGCUACCAGAGACGUCAUAGUCAAAGACACGCAAGCCCCAGCGUACCUCAUCGACCUGAUGCACGACAGCAACACAGAGAUCCGCAAAGUCUGCGACAACACGCUGGAUAUCAUCGCUGAAUAUGAUGAGGAGUGGGGAAAGAAGAUCCAGAAUGAGAAGUUCCGCUGGUACAACGGUCAGUGGCUGGAGAUGGUGGAGAACCGUCCAUUGGAUGAAGCGGGAGAGCCCUUCCUGUUCGGGGAGGAUGGAGAGUCCUAUAUGGGGGAGAGAGACAUCAUGGAGAGACCCGACCUGUUCUACAGCCCUGAUGGGAUAACGUCAACAGAUGGUGCCAUCAGUCCGGAGUUCUACACAGACUUCCAGGAUGGAGAGCUGGGACAGUCUGGGUACAUGAGCAGUGUGUCGGAGCAGUUUGUCUCAGCAGAUCGACCAGUCAGCGCCUACGGCUUCCGCCCGGAUGAACAGUUUUUCUUCAACUACAACACUGCCUCUCGGUAAAAUCCUGGAACCUGUCACUCAUAAAUACUGUACUCAUGUCUCUGAUAUUCACUGUAUGCUACUAAAGCUGUGUCUACUGUGGAGGAAGUCAGUUUGUUUUCUUGAACAAAGUGUGAUUUUGUUUUUUUAAAGCACCAAAAAACAACCGCAACAUCCUUAAAACUCUGAAAGUAUGUGAUUUAGAGACAUAUUUUUUGUCUUAAUAAACGUAAAACUAAACAAUCCCGUCUAUGGUGGUCAGAUUACAUUUCAUUUGACUUUCAUUCUGACAUUUCUUUUAAAUAUAAUUGUAAUGUGCUUAAGUGAUUCAAGCACACAUGCUGUGUAUCAAAGCCUUAUCAUUUUCUUUUUCAUUAAUACAAUAUCAAAAAGACAAAGGAAAAACAUCUACAUUUUUCAGAAGACAGCAUUUGCUUCCAUUCUUGCAAAAAAAUGAUUUAACUGAGCGUCAAUUUGAGGAUCAUCAAAGCAUUGCAGACCUAAUCGAACCAUUGAGUAACACACUAAACAAGUAGUUUUACAUAUAUAUUAAGGUAUUUUGGUAAGACUUAAUUUCUUGCUUAUUUCUUGGACUUCUGCUGAAAAUGUUAUUUGGUACAAAUUAUAGGAAAAAAACUGUUAAAUUGGUGCAGUUUUAAUUAAUUGUUGAUUUAACUGGAAGUCUUUGAGUCAGUGUUAAGCAGGUCAAAUGGAUUUAUUAGUCAUCAAUAAACCAGCAUUUAAAAACUCAAAUAAACUCUCAGAUUACUGUCUGCAUAAUAAGAACCAAACUGCAUAUUUGUCUUUAAGGAAUGUUGUAGAAAAAUAUUACAAAAUGCACCAUAAGAUAAAAAGAAUUCAGUAUUUUCUUGGUUUUGCACGCGCACACACACACACACGCACGCACGCACACACGCACGCACACACACACACACACACACACACACACACACACACACACACACACACACACACACACACACACACACACACACACAAGCUCUGCAGUACACUGUAAACAAAGUAUUAGUGUCAUUUAUCUCUAUUUCUGUGAAUGUAAUUCAUUUCACUCUCUCUUUAUUUAGAGGUUUUUUUCUUUGUUCAGUAUAUCAAAUGAAUGGAACGCAUACUAUUGUAGUGAACCCAUAUUUAGAAUGUAAUCUCUCACAGAUGUUGGAUUACAGCUUUUUGAUAUUUCUCAGCAGUGUGUCUGUGAUUGUCUGAAAAUAAAAAGUUGUGCAUCAUAAAUAAAUAUUUAAAGCCUGAA
This is a messenger RNA of Eleginops maclovinus (Patagonian blennie), 3762 nucleotides long. It is a transcript of the gene kifap3a, whose product is annotated as kinesin-associated protein 3a. The coding region runs from base 150 to 2516 and encodes 788 amino acids. Gene Ontology annotation, cellular component: kinesin II complex; axoneme; ciliary transition zone. NCBI's taxonomy places the organism in Eukaryota, Metazoa, Chordata, Actinopteri, Perciformes, Eleginopidae. The transcript has 20 exons. Gene Ontology annotation, biological process: microtubule-based movement; cilium organization. Gene Ontology annotation, molecular function: kinesin binding. The record is from RefSeq and is a predicted model, not a curated record.